This is a messenger RNA of Phragmites australis (common reed), 1334 nucleotides long. Its product is annotated as 5'-adenylylsulfate reductase-like 6. NCBI's taxonomy places the organism in Eukaryota, Viridiplantae, Streptophyta, Magnoliopsida, Poales, Poaceae. The transcript has 4 exons. Bases 64 to 1041 code for a protein of 325 amino acids. The record is from RefSeq and is a predicted model, not a curated record.
AAGUACGCGGUCCAAUCCGACCCCAAUUCCAAGAAGGGCACACCAAAUCUCGAAAGAUUCCCAAUGCUGACCUGCAGAAAACCGAGAAAUCUCACUCGCCUCUACCCCCUCUCUCCUCCGUCCCUCGCCAUGGCCGGCCGCCUCCUCCCUCUCCUUCGGCUGCUGCUGCUCCUCCUCCCCUCGGCGUCGCCGGCGGCUGCGUCUUUCCGUGGAGAAGCGGCUGCGGCGGCGGAUUCUGGUCGGUGUCCGGGGCUAGAAGAUGGACUGCCGCCGUUCGCCGGCGCGCUCCGGCAGAGCUGCCGCGUCUCCGCGGAGGGGUACCCGGCCGAGGAGCAGGUUGAUGGGGAGAAACUUCUCAGGGAAUUGGGUGGCAAGGAAGAGUACGCAGCUGUCCUUUUCUACGCAUCAUGGUGCCCUUUUUCGCAAAGAAUGAGACCAGUCUUUGAUGAUCUGAGCUCAAUGUUUCCACAGAUUAAGCACUUGGCUGUCGAAGAGUCCAAUGUCAUGCCUGCCUUUUUAUCGAGAUAUGGUGUCCGUAGCCUGCCUUCUAUAAUCAUAGCUCAUGGAUCAUACGCAUUCUGGCCGCUUGGUUCUAAAGAUCUUGACUCACUGGUCAACUUUUACACUGCUGUAACGGGUCAAGAACCAGUCGCAUAUAUUGGUCCACGGAAGUGGAGUACAUCUCAAAGCACACACUAUGCUAAGCUUUGGAAUAGCUCGAUCAGUGAAGCAGUGAAGAGAGAACCCUACCUAGCAUUCAGUAUCCUGUUUAUUUGCCUGAGGAUAUUCUUGUUCUUCUUCCCAAAGUUCUUCACUCUCAUCAAAGGCUUCUGGAUCCAGUACUUCCGGCACAUCAACCUUGGAAUCCUUGCCAAAUUGACCCAUCUGCUUGAAUGUGUGCCACAUGCUGUGGACGUGAGGAAGAUGUGGAUCAAGUGGAGGCUCAUGGUUGGAGCUAAGAAUGCCAGGGUCUGGGCGUCAUCUCUAACUUCCGUGUCACUUGGCGGGCAGUCUUUGCCCCGAGCUGCUGUUUUGGAUUGAUGCGCUCAACUCUUUAACAGCGAGGAGAUAGUGUGCUGAUUCUUUGAAAUGCACUGGAUGUAGUAGCUCCUGUAAGUCAUAUGAGCAUGUAGAGACAGUUUAGGUCUCUGCUCAGAACAAUACAUCUUGUUUGUAGCUUGUAAAUCUUAGGGAUAAUGUUGAGCCUUUGUAAAUCACACUGCAACAUUACUCCCGAUUGUCCAUUGUCAAAGAUCAGGCUCUGUCUCAAGCAUUGAGCAACAGAAGAAACAGCAUAUAUCCUUUUUUUCCAGAAUACAUUGUCAAAUGCACGA